Lactuca sativa (garden lettuce) is the source of this 1260-nucleotide messenger RNA. RefSeq lists its product as uncharacterized. NCBI's taxonomy places the organism in Eukaryota, Viridiplantae, Streptophyta, Magnoliopsida, Asterales, Asteraceae. The record is from RefSeq and is a predicted model, not a curated record.
GCUUGCAGUCAGAAGCUGGGGUCCUCUCCUUCCUACCCACUUUCUGCAACUCUUCUACAUAUUCACUUGUUAAAUGUAGAAACCUAAUCAUCCAUCUCCAUCUCCAUCUCCUUACAUUACAUGGAAGUACAACUGAUAAAGCCGUCGCCGGCGAUCGACUUCAACUACGACAGCACCUCCACUUCUCCAUACGUCACCGCACCUUCAAGCCCUCAGUCCACCAUCCCUUUCACCUGGGAAGAAAAACCAGGGAUUCGCAAACAAAAUAACGAUGAUAAUUGUGAAGAAGAAGAUGUAGAAAAUGAUUCGGAUUUUGCAUUCGGCCAUUUGGAACGGCAUUCUAUCUCCGCCGCCGACGAGCUCUUUGAUGGCGGCAAGAUCAAGCCAUUAAAACCACCGCCACGUCUGCAUUUCUCUAAUGAUUCACAUUCACCCCGAUCGCCCAAAUCCCCUAAAUUACGGUUCAAAGAAGCGUUGUCUCCACGGAGUAAGAAGAAGGAUUUCGAUCCUUUUUCAGAGGCAUUAAAACAAACAUCUGGUGAGCAGACUAACCCCGAGGAAAAUCCACCGGUUCGCGGACGAGAACAAACGACGAAAUCCACCACCAGACGCAAAACAUCUCGAUCUCUAUCGCCAUUUAGAGUCUCUGAUGUUCUAAACAACCAGAAAAACUCAACAACGGGUCAAUCAUCACCGACGGGUUUAACUUGGUACAACAAGUGGAACCUCAAGAAUCUGCUACUGUUCAGAAGUGCGUCGGAGGGAAGCGUAUCAACGAGGAAGGAUCCAUUGAAGAAAUACACGAUGUUAAAGAAGAGUGAUCGUGACGUCAAGACGACGUUUAGCUUCAGAAGCACUGAUAGUGGUGGUUCAAUGAAUGUGUCGGCGGAUGACACGGCGGCGGCGGAUCAGGAGGAGAUAGGGAGGAAGACGACCUUGCCGUACAAAUCAGGAUUAAUGGGUUGCUUAAGGUUCCAUCAAAAUGCAGGAAGUGUUCAUGAGAUCUCCCGAGGGAUCGAUUCUCUUAUGAAGCAAUGAAUUUCAUGAUCACACCGGAAGAAUUCAUCAGAUCAAUUUUAAUCUGAUUUUUUGAUCAUCACAUUUACAGAAUGUGUUUUUAAAUUUUACAUUACGUAACGUGGAUCUUGUUGAAUGUUUAUGUUCGUACAAUGUGUAAUUUAUGAUCGCUGGAUUAAAAAUCCAACAAUGAAAAUUUGUAAAAUAAACGAGUAUAUACAUAUGCUUUUUGUGAUCGUUUUA